CGGGAUUGUGGGAGGCGACUUCCGGCGUGGUUGGUGCUGUUAGUGUUGGCGGUGUUGGUGUUGUGGCGGUGUUUGGUGUCGGCUGAGGAGGGCAGUCGCUUGAGCGGGUUCGUGGUAAGAGAUCGGGCGGCACUACACGGUUAGAGUCCGGAGGUGGCCCAAGUCACUGCGCUCGUCGGCGCCGUUCGUAGCGGCCCAGACGAGGGGUUGAAGAAGGAGGGACGGGCACGCGAGAACUCGGCUCGGGAGUUUUACACCAUGGCCGAAUUGGUGCAGACACCUCCUGUGGGCGACGGCAAUCUCGAGCCGUACAGCUUCUCACACGUCAUUUUCCACAACGUGGCCCAGGCAUACCCACCCGACACACACCUGGAGUGUCGCUACACACUCACGCAGCACAUUCAGCCACACUCCAAGGACUGGGUUGGCAUCUUCAAGGUCGGCUGGCGUACCCCACGUGACUACUUCACCUUUCUGUGGGCCCCAGUGCCAAGCUCUACUCAGACCAGCCUCGGCUCGGAGCAGCAUCUCAUUUUCCAAGCGUAUUACUUGCCGAAAGACGACGGCGAGUUCUACCAGCUGUGCUAUGUCACGAGCAAUGGCGAGAUCCGCGGAGCCAGCACGCCGUUUCAGUUCCGCAACUCCUCCGAGUCCGACGAGCUCUUCACCCUGGAGACUGAGGGUGAAUCCGACAUCCUUGUUGUCACCUCCAAGGCCGCUCAGCUGAAGAAUUCCUUGGAGGAGAUGCAGCGCCAGUAUAAGGAGCUGAGCCAAGCUAAAUCUGAUAUGGAGGCCGAAGUGACUGGCAUGAAUGAGAAAAUCAAGCAGCUCUCUGAGGAGCUGGAUGGGCGGCGCAAGGAGGACUGCGCUCUGCAGAGCCGCUACACGGAACUCGAGCAGAGCAAGCAGGCUCUGGACUCGGGGCUCGUGCAGCACAAACGUCAGCUGGAGGAGUCUGCCGUGCGUGUUCAGCAACUGGAGGGAGACCUGGAAACCCUGGCCAAGAAGAUGCUGGACAAAGAGAUGGAGCUGGAUGGGUGCAAGGACAGCAUUAAGAAGUUGACUGCUGAAAAGCAACAGCUAGAGACCGAACUUAAAAAUGAGAGGGAGGAGAAAAAUCUUUUUAUGACGCACAUCAAGGAGACGGACCUGGAAAACAAGCAGCUCAACACAAACCUGAAAGCCGCCCAGGCAGAGGUCGGAGAAAAGAACAACGCGAUCUCAGAGUUGACUGAGGAAAUCUCCCGCCUGCAGCAAAGCGCGGCUCACAGAGAGAGGUCGCUCUGCGGGGCUGCAGGAGCCGUGUCAUCUAAACCGGAGAAGGAGCUGGGUGUGGUACGGGAGCUGCUGCGCCGCACCGAAGAUCAGUUGGCCAACAGCGAGCAGAAGUUAAAGCUCCUCCAGGGGGAGCUUCUGGACGCGACCAGUACCCGGGACAAAAUGAUGGCCUCUCUGUACCAAGAGCGCACGAGCAGCGAGGAACUUCGCACCCUCGUCACUCAGAUGGAAAACAAGAACGUUGAGGGCUUGCGUGAAGACUCGCCUGGUUAUGACGAACUCAGGAAGGAGAAUGAAGACCUGAAAUUGCGUCUGCAGAUGGGAGCCGAGCACUACAAGGAGAAGUUUAAGGAGUGCAUGAGGCUGCAGAAGGAGCUCACCAAGGCGAAGCAGCAAUGGGAUGAACAGGUGGAAGCGCCGGCAGUCGUUUCAAUGGAAACCCAGAAGUCCCCUCCUGCGUCUGAGAUGAAGGAGAACCUGGGCGGUGAGCUGUCGUCUCGGGCGAUGGAGAAGCUGGCGGAAAAAACGGAUAAGUGCAAGAAGUAUAAGGAAAUGUUCAAAAAAGAGAAGGAGAACAGAGAGCGGCUGGAAGAGGAGCUGCAGAAGCUCCAGAGGAGCAUUGAAGAGGAGAAGCGGGCCACGGAAGUGCUGUCGGAUAAGCUGGCUAGAGAGCAGGCCAACAUGCAGGAUCAGCUUUCAACAAAGGCAUUGGAGCUGAAAGACGUCUGGUCGGCUCUGGAGAAGAUUAAAAAGGAGAAGGAAGAUCUGCUGACAAAGUUCACGCACGAGAAGGAGGACAAGCAGCUUCUGGAAGAGAAGGUGAUGCGGAUGGAGACGUUCUUCAAUGAGCAGCAGCAAACCAAACAAGAAAUUUCGAGGCAGCAGCAGGAGAAAGAUUUUGCAAUCUACGAGCUGCAAAAUACACUUAAAGAAUUAACGGAUGAAAUAGAUGCGCAUAAGAUGCAGCUGCACGAGAGAGAUGGGAAAAUCGAUGAGCUGGUGGCCACAGUCACAGACUUGAAGCUUGUAAGAGAAGAGUAUCUGAAAAAGUUUGCAUUUCUGGAAGAGAAGUGCGACACGGGGCAGGGUGGCGCUAGUGGCGGUAAGCGCAAGCUAGCAGCACAUGGGUGUGCAGCAAUAUUUGCAAAGGACGAGCAUUUUGACAUUGUGUUUUCCUCUGCGCCAAUGCGUUUGCAAGCUGAGAGCUUGCCAUUGUGUUGGCUGUCCGGUGUGCCUGGGACGCGAGCAGUAAAGUGUUAUGUCUUCUCAGGCAUGCUAGGCAACUGUGGGAUAUGCAACCCAUGGCUUCACAAGCCCGUGGUCAGCACAGGCCCCUACCCACACCAUGUGGUCAAGAAUCAACCAUUCCGUCGAGAUUACCGUAAUGAGCAGAAUGUUGACGGAAAUCAACUACAGCAGGAGCCGGAACCCCUUUCAUUCGAAACGAUGAGAAAGCGUUGUCCUAUCUGCGAAAUCAACUUCCCACCAGACUACAACCAGGGGGACUUUGAAGAGCACGUGCAGAGCCACUGGAAGGAGUGCCCCUUGUGCAAGAACCAGUAUCCACCAGACAUGGAUCAGCAGAAGUUUGAGGAGCACGUCCAGAGCCACUUGGAUGGCGGGCGUGUGCACCCAGAUGAUACCAUAUUUUAAGAGCUAUGGAGCAAUUUCAGACAUAGUCUCUGACCUCUCUACGUCUUACGAAUCCAUUAGCCCAUAUUCUGAAUGAGUUUUUCCUUUUUAGAUAUUCCUAUAAUAACCCCUAAAUAGGUCUCUGCUCUGCCAUAGAAUAUCUGGCUUAUGUAGGCGUGCCUGAUGAUACGGAGUGGUUUUAACGAGGCCACCUUGGCAUUGAACCUGCAUAAGAUUUCCACAGCCUUUGCACAGCCACACGUAUAUGUACACACACAGCCGAAGUGUCACAGACACUUCCAAUGUCACCAACUUGAGAGUUGUUAAAAAGUAGACAUCACCAACCGACGGGCGUAGUCAGCGAUGCCUUAGCCGCACAUUUUAUCUUGUGCUGAGAAACUAGCCAAGUAAUUUUUUUGCUCGGAAUAUACGACAACCAAUAAACACGUACACAAAUAUUUUCCUACAAUCACAGGUAUGUUUCCUAUAUUGUUAACAGCUUUCCAAAUGAAAUAUAGAAUUACUACGGAUCAUAAAACUAAUCUGUACAUUUCUCAAAUAAUACUAUAUCAUGCGCAACAAAAACUAUGAAAAUGCUUUCGCACUUCCUGCACGUGAACGGGGAAAUGCUUCCGUGCGGCAUUAUCGGCGUUAUCAGUCAUCCCACAGCUCAAUGAACGCCUGCCCAAAUCGUCACCAUCGCGGUUGCGAUUCAAUUAUCCAUAAAGCUUCCUGCGCAAGAGCCAAUCUCACCACUUCAUGUCCACGGUGGACGUGCGCUUGGAGCGCGUUGUUCGGUUUGACUGCCGCUCUGCCGCCUUCCUUGAUCAUUGGACAUUGUCACGCCGUCAGCUGUGUGUCCUGUCCAAGCCCGCUUAGCUUCCUUUCAAAUGUGAUGUUCAUUUCCUGUGCAUGUUCUAUGAUCGAGGUGUUCACCUUUAAGGUGUUCUCCUUUAAGGUGUUCUCCUUUUCAGAGUUUAUUUCGAAGUGUGCAAACCUCUCCAUGCUUGUUUUGUGCGUUCUUAAGAAUUUUGUUCCAGUCUCUUGAGUCGGUGACCAUUUUGAAGAUCCAUAUUGUCACGGCGAGAAACAUACAAUGAUUAAUAUAAAAUAGAAAAUACAAUUAAAAUAAUUCUAGAUUUGAAGUUUUCGUGACUGCAAGGAUUCAUACUCUUUGUUUUUUUCGGUAAAGUCACGUAGGUAAAAAAUGUAAUUAAAAAACAACUAAAUUAAAUCACGACGUUUCGGAGGCAACACAAGCUUCUGUCUUCAAUUAAAAUACAUUUUUUUUAUUUUCUGUCUGUGACUUUACCGAAAGAACCAAUAAUAUAAAUUCCUGCAGUCACAAAUUUAUAAGUAAACAUUUACACAAUUAUUAAUUUCCACUUAUAUUCCACAUAUUUUUUUCUUUGGUAUCCUAUUCAUUUUGUGACAUGUUGGUUAAUCACAUCGGUUCACCUUUCGAUAAUUCCCACGUAUUUGUGCCGUUAAGUAGGUGAGCAAUUUGUUUGUUAACCAUUGCCUGUGAUUAUUCUGGUAAUAUAGCUAAGCUUUGCAAUUAGACCUCUGAGACAAAUCAAAAGCUGGGGACUUUUAUGUAGCAAUUCGCAUAUAUGUUGAAUCUGCACGGGGUAAGUUGAUCAACAUCGUAUAUACAAGUUUGUUAACGUGGUUAAAUCAACAAUGGGUUUUGUUUAUCGUUGGUUCAAUAUACGAGUUUCCAUCUUUCGCGUGGUUUAAAACUCACACUAUUUACCAUGUUUGUUUCGUCACUUUAAAUCAUAACCAAAUGUAACAACAAAAAUAAUAAACGACAUUGACAAGAUA
This is a messenger RNA of Lethenteron reissneri (Far Eastern brook lamprey), 4737 nucleotides long. It is a transcript of the gene TAX1BP1, whose product is annotated as Tax1 binding protein 1. NCBI's taxonomy places the organism in Eukaryota, Metazoa, Chordata, Hyperoartia, Petromyzontiformes, Petromyzontidae. The record is from RefSeq and is a predicted model, not a curated record.